Molecule: messenger RNA, 1527 nt
Organism: Aspergillus homomorphus CBS 101889
Lineage: Eukaryota; Fungi; Ascomycota; Eurotiomycetes; Eurotiales; Aspergillaceae
Product: cytochrome P450
Exons: 2
Coding region: 1-1527 (508 amino acids)
Molecular function (GO): heme binding; oxidoreductase activity, acting on paired donors, with incorporation or reduction of molecular oxygen, reduced flavin or flavoprotein as one donor, and incorporation of one atom of oxygen; iron ion binding
Source: RefSeq, a predicted model, not a curated record
AUGGGGGUUUACACACCGCAACAUCCCAUCGCGGUAUUUGCUGCCGCCGCCAUUCUCCUCUGGUCGAUCCUCACUUAUGUCAACCGGCGUUGGAAGCAACAUCGCAUUGCCAAAGCGAAUCAAUGCCAACCACCCCCAAAUCUUCCUGAGAAAGACCCCUUUUUCGGCCUCGAUGGGGUUUACCAGCGUAUGGUCGAAGCCAAGGAACACACUUUUCUCGAGAGAAGUGUCGACCGCUUUGAGGCCUACGGCAACACGUUCAAAGCCCGUCGGCUGGCAACAACUAUGUUCGCGACUCGGGAGCCAGAGAACGUGAAAACGAUCCUCUCUCUUCGUUUCAAGGAUUAUGGUCUGGGAGACCGGAUCCAUUCCUUUGGACCACUCCUCGGCCAUGGUAUCUUCACAGCUGACGGCGAGCAUUGGGUCCAGUCACGAGCUAUGGUCCGCCCGAACUUUGUCAGGGAGCAGGUCGCACAUCUUGACAUCUUCGAGGAGCUUAUGGAUGACUUGCUGGCUCUUAUUCCAGCUGAUGGGACGACCGUUGAUCUCCAAGAUCUGUUCUUCGGGUUCACAAUCGACUCGGCCACCGACUUUCUUUUUGGACACAGCGUGCAUAGUCUGAAGAAACGGCGGGCUAGGCACCCUCAGAGCAUAGAGGAAGAAAGGGAUUUUGCGGAGGCGUUCAACUAUUCCCAGGGUGCUAUCGCUACACGAGCGCGCUUGGGCAAGCUAAGCUACUUUUAUCGUGACCGAAAAGCCGACCAAUGCGACCGUAUUUGUCAUGACCUAGUGGAGCAAUUCGUCGACAAGGCGGUGCGAGUGCGUGAGCGGUUUAGCAAAGAGAAAGAAACCCAGGAAACGCACCGAUAUUUGUUCCUGGAUGGCUUGGCGCAGCAGACUGGUGACCGGACGCGAAUACGCGACGAAAUCAUGAACAUCCUUCUUGCGGGUCGCGACACCACCGCAUCCUUGCUGAGCAAUCUAUUCUUCAUGCUCGCAAAACAUCCUCGUGUCUGGAAUAAACUCCACGAGGAAGUUUCAACACUGGAAGGACGUACGCCCACAUAUGAGCAACUGCGGAAUCUAACAUACCUCAAGUACUGCCUCAAUGAAUCGCUCCGCCUUCAUCCCGUUGUCCCUGCCAACGCUCGUUUUGCCCAAACCGACACCAUCCUUCCUGUCGGCGGUGGUCCGGAUGGCAAGUCACCCGUUUUCGUGCCCAAAGGGUCUGUUGUGUCAUACUCAGUUUAUGCAAUGCACCGGCGCAAAGACUUCUUCGGUCCGGAUGUGCAAGAAUUUCGACCCGAGCGGUGGGCUGAUCUGCGUCCGGGCUGGGAAUAUCUUCCAUUUAACGGGGGGCCACGCAUCUGCGUUGGUCAGCAGUACGCACUGACAGAGGCAGGCUAUGUGACGACGCGGUUGGCACAGAAGUUUUCUCUGUUGGAGAGCCGAGAUCCUGGCCCUUGGGAAGAGAAUCUGACACUGACAUGCUGCUCCAGAAACGGAACGAAGGUAGGACUGAGGUAG